Daphnia carinata is the source of this 2101-nucleotide messenger RNA. RefSeq lists its product as uncharacterized. The record is from RefSeq and is a predicted model, not a curated record. The transcript is spliced from 4 exons. The coding region runs from base 224 to 1204 and encodes 326 amino acids. Lineage: Eukaryota; Metazoa; Arthropoda; Branchiopoda; Diplostraca; Daphniidae.
UUCGGUAACUGAACACGAAGCUAGCCGCAAGUACGCGCAACACGUUCCAAAAAGGAGAGAAGACUGUAAAAGAUUUUUUUAGUUAUAGUUUUGGUCCGUGCAAUCAAUUUGAUUCGAUUUUAUUGCGACCGACGUAUCCAGCCACUCAGUUAUUUAAAAUAGAUACGGAGAAUAGGCCGCAAGUAUUCAAGCGUCCUGUAUACUGAAGACAUUAUUGCAAAAAAUGCGGUUCUACAGUACAGUUUGGUUCGUGUUAUUAGUGCUCUCGUUUUUGGUUGUCCUGGAAAGUGUUUCUUCAUAUCCGGCGGUGACCGGGGACGAUGCGGAAGAAACCAUCGUCUCCAGUCGACCGGCCGUCCGGAAACAUUCAAAAUCCAAGAAAGAGAUCAACAGCCAGGGUAAAAAUAAGAAAAAUGGACAUCACCCUAUUCGUCAUUCAUCAAGAGGAUUGAAACAAAUGACGGAUUACGACUACGCUGCAGUAGCCGAACCAACAGUUUCUUCCGUUUCGCGAAAGCCAAUCAGGAAGGACGAUCGAUCACCUUGGUCACCGAAACAUAGUCGCAACAAAAAAUCUCCGAACAGGAAGAACAAGACGAACCAAAGGAAAAGAAACGGGACUAAGCAGCAAAAGCAACUCAACAAGCGACAGGUCAACGUGAUGAGGACGGCGCAACGUGCCGACGCGAUUGACAAUAGCGAAGACAACAAAGAAGGAACGGACGCUGCUGGACAACAAAAUCUCAAUCAGCUCUUGGGCUUGGGUAAGCCCCGCCCUCUUCCUCCUCCCGCUCCUCAACUCAAGCCUUUCGUUAGCGUAGGUGUCUUUGGCGAUAUGAAAAAAUUCUUCGAUGAACUUCGGAGCAAUUUAGAUGUGGAGACGGUGGCCGAGGAAGCCGCAGCUGCCGUGUCUGAACAACAGGACUCAACUGCCCCUAGACUUUCUGAUGACGACCUCUCGCAAAUUGCAGGAUUGGAAGACUACGAAGAACUCCCCAACUAUCAGGCCCUUCGAACGGCAACAGGAUCGGAAAGAGGCAAUGCAUCACCUGUCCAACAACAGCAAAGGCGUUAUUCCCGUCUAAAGGGUUUCGUCGCCAUGGGAGGACCAGGCUCUGGACAGUCAGAAACAUCACGUCAUCAUCACAGGAAUCAUCAGUAUGAUCCUGCUCUGCUAUGGACGGGAUUAGGUCGUCGCCGUUGAUGAGGGAAUUUAAAAACACACACACACAUACACACACACACAUCCUCAAAACCCCUUUACAGACAAGUACACACUGCUGAAAAGAGCCAAUCUAUUUGGCCUGUUCCGCUUUCCCUUAAACUCGAUUUUUCAUUUUUAAAUUCUCAUUACAUAUAUAUAUAUAUUUAUAAAUAUAUAUAUAUAGUAUAAGUAAGUCUCGGGGUAUAUACUAGAUAUGAAAAUGAGGGACGGAUGGAACGGCAAGUCAAUCAAGUAAUUAAUGGUGUAAUGCCCACGUCUAGCCACCAAUGGUAGAAAGCUACGGUAGAGCGCGCCAGUCAAAAGCUUUUCUGUAUACAACUGCAUGUAUGGUCUCCAUCUUUCGUUUACAUUUCCAACUUAUCUUAUAUUAGCUUUCAAUUCCAAUUUCACUGCGUGAAAAAGUACCCUCCGAUGUUUCAAAGUGAUCUUGGGUAGGCGAUAUUACGUAACGUAUCAUGUCAAUGAUUAGACUAAUUCAUUUUACAUUUGCACAUUUCGAUUGUUGUUGAACUUCACCUAUUUGUCUGUAUCUGUGUGUGUCCCGUUCUCAUUCGAUGUUGUUCACUCAACUCAAGUCAAGGCGAUACGAGCUCUACUUAAAAGGAAAAUAGGCAGGAUCAAAUGAUUUUAUUCCGUUCGUGAUCUGAUAUACUCUUGAUUUGAGUUUUUUUAACGAAACUUUUUUGUGUUUUUUGUUUCCUCAAUGUCGAUCGAUUCUGUACUGUUUUCAAACGCAGCAUUUGAUCUCACCAUAGACGUAAAGCAAAAAGAAAAAAAAAAGAUGCCCAGUGUCCAUCCCUUUGUAACACUGUACGAUGACAAAAAGAGUCAAAUUUAUCUAACUAUUCCGGAAAUAUAUCGAGAGCAUUCAAACGU